Molecule: messenger RNA, 5850 nt
Organism: Closterium sp. Naga37s-1
Lineage: Eukaryota; Viridiplantae; Streptophyta; Zygnematophyceae; Desmidiales; Closteriaceae
Source: the annotation of a GenBank genome assembly
AUGCGCAUUCAACAGGACUUCAUCAAGUCUAAGGAGUUGGAGGUUGAAGAGAUCCUGGCGGCUUCCUCUUCACACCUUACCGCUUUGGCGACUAAGACCGAAGACUACAUCAAAAGCCUUACCACCGACCCCGAGCUCACCGUGUCUGAUGCGGCGAAGGAGCGAUUCCGGAAGAUUAAGGGUCAGUGUAUCGAGAAGGCUAAGUCGGAGGUGUCUAACGCCAGGGAUGAGCUCGUCAUCCGAGAGUUGGUAAUGCAGAAGGAAAAGGAAGCCGAGGAUUUGAAGAAGGCUGCUGCUGCCGAAGAGAUGGAACAUAUGGAGACGGAUCCGGCAAUCGACGAGCUGAUUCGGAAAGCUACAAAGGAGUACGGCGAGACGCUACGCAAGGAGAUCACAGCGAGCGUUGAGGCGAAACUCACUGCUAAGUUCAAGAAGAACUUGUCGAUGGGACCACAGGAUCCCAAGCCGGCCCCUGCGUCCACGAAGCCCAAGGCGGACCCGUCCAAGGACCAGAAAUUUUCUGGCACCAAGGCAGAUGUACCGAAGGCUACGAGGAAACGCGGGAAAACCAAGAAGAAAGUGAAAUCUCAAGGCGGCGGCAGGGGGAAGGGCCAAGAAGCAUCCUCGACCAAGGCCCAAGUCUGCCCGCCCUUGGCCUACCAUCCACCCACCGCACAUUUCUAUUCAGUUACGUUGAGACGUCUCAAAAGGCUGCAGCGAGUGGAGAGCAGUCUAAGAGCGGUGCUGCUGCAGCUGCUGUCAGGCCGCAUUUCCGUCCCUGCUCUCCUGCCCAUCCCUGCUCUCCUGCCCAUCCCUGCUCUCCUGCCCAUCCCUGCUCUCCUGCCCAUCCCUGCUCUCCUGCCCAUCCCUGCUCUCCUGCCCAUCCCUGCUCUCCUGCCCAUCCCUGCUCUCCUGCCCAUCCCUGCUCUCCUGCCCAUCCCUGCUCUCCUGCCCAUCCCUGCUCUCCUGCCCGUCCCUGCUCUCCUGCCCGUCCCUGCUCCUGCCGUCCCUCCUCUCCUGCCCGUCCCUGCUCUCCUGCCCGUCCCUGCUCUCCUGCCCAUCCCUGCUCUCCUGCCCAUCCCUGCUCUCCUGCCCAUCCCUGCUCUCCUGCCCAUCCCUGCUCUCCUGCCCAUCCCUGCUCUCCUGCCCAUCCCUGCUCUCCUGCCCGUCCCUGCUCUCCUGCCCGUCCCUGCUCUCCUGCCCGUCCCUGCUCUCCUGCCCGUCCCUGCUCUCCUGCCCAUCCCUGCUCUCCUGCCCGUCCCUGCUCUCCUGCCCGUCCCUGCUCUCCUACCCAUCCCUGCUCUCCUACCCGUCCCUGCUCUCCUGCCCGUCCCUGCUCUCCUGCCCGUCCCUGCUCUCCUGCUCAGCCCUGCUCUCCUGCCCAUCCCUGCUCUCCUGCCCAUCCCUGCUCUCCUGCCCAUCCCUGCUCUCCUGCCCAUCCCUGCUCUCCUGCCCAUCCCUGCUCUCCUGCCCAUCCCUGCUCUCCUGCCCAUCCCUGCUCUCCUGCCCAUCCCUGCUCUCCUGCCCAUCCCUGCUCUCCUGCCCAUCCCUGCUCUCCUGCCCAUCCCUGCUCUCCUGCCCAUCCCUGCUCUCCUGCCCAUCCCUGCUCUCCUGCCCAUCCCUGCUCUCCUGCCCAUCCCUGCUCUCCUGCCCAUCCCUGCUCUCCUGCCCAUCCCUGCUCUCCUGCCCAUCCCUGCUCUCCUGCCCAUCCCUGCUCUCCUGCCCAUCCCUGCUCUCCUGCCCAUCCCUGCUCUCCUGCCCAUCCCUGCUCUCCUGCCCAUCCCUGCUCUCCUGCCCAUCCCUGCUCUCCUGCCCAUCCCUGCUCUCCUGCCCAUCCCUGCUCUCCUGCCCAUCCCUGCUCUCCUGCCCAUCCCUGCUCUCCUGCCCAUCCCUGCUCUCCUGCCCAUCCCUGCUCUCCUGCCCAUCCCUGCUCUCCUGCCCAUCCCUGCUCUCCUGCCCAUCCCUGCUCUCCUGCCCAUCCCUGCUCUCCUGCCCAGCCCUGCUCUCCUGCCCGUCCCUGCUCUCCUGCCCGUCCCUGCUCUCCUGCCCGUCCCUGCUCUCCUGCCCGUCCCUGCUCUCCUGCCCAUCCCUGCUCUCCUGCCCGUCCCUGCUCUCCUGCCCGUCCCUGCUCUCCUGCCCGUCCCUGCUCUCCUGCUCAUCCCUGCUCUCCUGCCCAUCCCUGCUCUCCUGCCCAUCCCUGCUCUCCUGCCCAUCCCUGCUCUCCUGCCCGUCCCUGCUCUCCUGCCCAUCCCUGCUCUCCUGCCCAUCCCUGCUCUCCUGCCCAUCCCUGCUCUCCUGCCCAUCCGUGCUCUCCUGCCCAUCCCUGCUCUCCUGCCCAUCCCUGCUCUCCUGCCCAUCCCUGUUCUCCUGCCCAUCCCUGCUCUCCUGCCCAUCCCUGCUCUCCUGCCCAUCCCUGCUCUCCUGCCCAUCCCUGCUCUCCUGCCCGUCCCUGCUCUCCUGCCCGUCCCUGCUCUCCUGCCCGUCCCUGCUCUCCUGCCCGUCCCUGCUCUCCUGCCCGUCCCUGCUGUCCUGCCCAUCCCUGCUCUCCUGCCCGUCCCUGCUCUCCUGCCCGUCCCUGCUCUCCUGCCCGUCCCUGCUCUCCUGCCCAUCCCUGCUCUCCUGCCCGUCCCUGCUCUCCUGCCCAUCCCUGCUCUCCUGCCCAUCCCUGCUCUCCUGCCAAUCCCUGCUCUCCUGCCCAUCCCUGCUCUCCUGCCCAUCCCUGCUCUCCUGCCCGUCCCCGCUCUCCUGCCCGUCCCUGCUCUCCUGCCCGUCCCUGCUCUCCUGCCCAUCCCUGCUCUCCUGCCCAUCCCUGCUCUCCUGCCCAUCCCUGCUCUCCUACCCAUCCCUGCUCUCCUGCCCGUCCCUGCUCUCCUGCCCGUCCCUGCUCUCCUGCCCAUCCCUGCUCUUCUGCCCGUCCCUGCUCUCCUGCCCGUCCCUGCUCUCCUGCCCGUCCCUGCUCUCCUGCCCGUCCCUGCUCUCCUGCCCAUCCCUGCUCUCCUGCCCAUCCCUGCUCUCCUGCCCAUCCUGCUCUCCUGCCCAUCCCUGCUCUCCUGCCCAUCCCUGCUCUCCUGCCCAUCCCUGCUCUCCUGCCCAUCCCUGCUCUCCUGCCCAUCCCUGCUCUCCUGCCCGUCCCCGCUCUCCUGCCCGUCCCUGCUCUCCUGCCCAUCCCUGCUCUCCUGCCCAUCCCUGCUCUCCUGCCCGUCCCCGCUCUCCUGCCCGUCCCUGCUCUCCUGCCCAUCCCUGCUCUCCUGCCCAUCCCUGCUCUCCUGCCCGUCCCUGCUCUCCUGCACGUCCCUGCUCUCCUGCCCGUCCCUGCUCUCCUGCCCAUCCCUGCUCUCCUGCCCGUCCCUGCUCUCCUGCCCGUCCCUGCUCUCCUGCCCAUCCCUGCUCUCCUGCCCGUCCCUGCUCUCCUGCCCGUCCCUGCUGUCCUGCCCGUCCCUGCUCUAUUGCCCAUCCCUGCUCUCCUGCCCGUCCCUGCUCUCCUGCCCGUCCCUGCUCUCCUGCCCGUCCCUGCUCUCCUGCCCGUCCCUGCUCUCCUGCCCAUCCCUCCUCUCCUGCCCAUCCCUGCUCUCCUGCCCAUCCCUGCUCUCCUGCCCAUCCCUGCUCUCCUGCCCAUCCCUGCUCUCCUGCCCAUCCCCGCUCUCCUGCCCGUCCCCGCUCUCCUGCCCGUCCCUGCUCUCCUGCCCAUCCCUGCUCUCCUGCCCAUCCCUGCUCUCCUGCCCAUCCCUGCUCUCCUGCCCAUCCCUGCUCUCCUGCCCAUCCCUGCUCUCCUACCCAUCCCUGCUCUCCUGCCCGUCCCUGCUCUCCUGCCCGUCCCUGCUCUCCUGCCCGUCCCUGCUCUCCUGCCCGUCCCUGCUCUCCUGCCCAUCCCUGCUCUCCUGCCCGUCCCUGCUCUCCUGCCCGUCCCUGCUCUCCUGCCCAUCCCUGCUCUCCUGCCCGUCCCUGCUCUCCUGCUCAUCCCUGCUCUCCUGCUCAUCCCUGCUCUCCUGCCCAUCCCUGCUCUCCUGCCCAUCCCUGCUCUCCUGCCCAUCCCUGCUCUCCUGCCCAUCUAUGCUCUCUUGCCCAUCCCUGCUCUCCUGCCCAUCCCUGCUCUCCUGCCCAUCCCUGUUCUCCUGCCCAUCCCUGCUCUCCUGCCCAUCCCUGAUCUCCUGCCCAUCCCUGCUCUCCUGCCCAUCCCUGAUCUCCUGCCCAUCCCUGCUCUCCUGCCCAUCCCUGCUCUCCUACCCAUCCCUGCUCUCCUGCCCGUUCCUGCUCUCCUGCCCGUCCCUGCUCUCCUGCCCAUCCCUGCUCUCCUGCCCAUCCCUGCUCUUCUGCCCGUCCCUGCUCUCCUGCCCAUCCCUGCUCUCCUGCCCAUCUAUGCUCUCUUGCCCAUCCCUGCUCUCCUGCCCAUCCCUGCUCUCCUGCCCAUCCCUGCUCUCCUGCCCAUCCCUGCUCUCCUGCCCAUCCCUGCUCUCUUGCCCGUCCCCGCUCUCGUGCCCGUCCCUGCUCUCCUGCCCAUCCCUGCUCUCCUGCCCAUCCCUGCUCUCCUGCCCAUCCCUGCUCUCCUGGUCAUCCCUGCUCUCCUGCCCAUCCCUGCUCUCCUGCCCAUCCUGCUCUCCUGCCCAUCCCUGCUCUCCUGCCCAUCCCUGCUCUCCUGCCCAUCCCUGCUCUCCUGCCCAUCCCUGCUCUCCUGCCCAUCUCUGCUCUCCUGCCCAUCCCUGCUCUCCUGCCCAUCCCUGCUCUCCUGCCCAUCCCUGCUCUCCUGCUCAUCCCUGCUCUCCUGCCCAUCCCUGCUCUCCUGCCCAUCCUGCUCUCCUGCCCAUCCCUGCUCUCCUGCCCAUCCCUGCUCUCCUGCCCAUCCCUGCUCUCGUGCCCAUCCCUGCUCUCCUGCCCAUCCCUGCUCUCCUGCCCAUCCCUGCUCUCCUGCCCAUCCCUGCUCUCCUGCCCAUCCCUGCUCUCCUGCCCAUCCCUGCUCUCCUGCCCAUCCCUGCUCUCCUGCCCAUCCCUGCUCUCCUGCCCAUCCCUGCUCUCCUGCCCGUCCCUGCUCUCCUGCCCAUCCCUGAUCUCCUGCCCAUCCCUGCUCUCCUGCCCAUCCCUGCUCUCCUGCCCGUUCCUGCUCUCCUGCCCGUCCCUGCUCUCCUGCCCAUCCCUGCUCUCCUGCCCAUCCCUGCUCUUCUGCCCGUCCCUGCUCUCCUGCCCAUCCCUGCUCUCCUGCCCAUCUAUGCUCUCUUGCCCAUCCCUGCUCUCCUGCCCAUCCCUGCUCUCCUGCCCAUCCCUGCUCUCCUGCCCAUCCCUGCUCUCCUGCCCAUCCCUGCUCUCCUGCCCGUCCCCGCUCUCGUGCCCGUCCCUGCUCUCCUGCCCAUCCCUGCUCUCCUGCCCAUCCCUGCUCUCCUGCCCAUCCCUGCUCUCCUGGUCAUCCCUGCUCUCCUGCCCAUCCCUGCUCUCCUGCCCAUCCUGCUCUCCUGCCCAUCCCUGCUCUCCUGCCCAUCCCUGCUCUCCUGCCCAUCCCUGCUCUCCUGCCCAUCCCUGCUCUCCUGCCCAUCUCUGCUCUCCUGCCCAUCCCUGCUCUCCUGCCCAUCCCUGCUCUCCUGCCCAUCCCUGCUCUCCUGCUCAUCCCUGCUCUCCUGCCCAUCCCUGCUCUCCUGCCCAUCCUGCUCUCCUGCCCAUCCCUGCUCUCCUGCCCAUCCCUGCUCUCCUGCCCAUCCCUGCUCUCGUGCCCAUCCCUGCUCUCCUGCCCAUCCCUGCUCUCCUGCACAUCCCUGCUCUCCUGCCCAUCCCUGCUCUCCUCCCCAUCCCUGCUCUCCUGCCCAUCCCUGCUCUCCUGCCCAUCCCUGCUCUCCUGCCCAUCCCUGCUCUCCUGCCCAUCCCUGA